UUUCCGACACGGGAACCUCGGCCGGCUCCCCAGAGCCCCUCAUCAUCAGCGCGUAGUACCAGGGUGUCUUCAGUAUUACACCAUCACUAUUGCUUAUUGCUCCUCUCGAUUCAAAAAAAUACAUUCUUCUACUCAUCCUUCCAAGUCCUGACGCGAACUAGCUCGAUACUAGGAGUCCAAGUCAGACUGCAACUCAUCACUAACAACCAUGGCCACGACCACGGCACCGCCCAUAGCCGACUGGCAGACCCUCGCACAAUCAAAGCGCGAAUCAGUCUUUGCAGCGAUUCCAAAAGACUGGCUCCUUCCUCCCUCCCAAACAUCACAAUAUACAGAAACCUCAUCCAUCUCCGUGUUGGACGUACCACGGACAUGCGGCAUCUUGACUGAGAAGGAGUUGGACAUUACUGGAAACUACGAUGCCACAGAUUUAGUUGGAAUGAUGUCCGAGCGACGUUUGACGAGUACGGAAGUAGUGACGGCGUUUUGUAAGAGAGCGGCUGUCGCACAGCAGUGCGUGAGUUGUUUGACUGAGAUUAUGUUUGAAGAAGCGAUUGCGCGGGCGAAGGAGUGUGAUGAUUUUUUGAACAAGGAGGGCAAGGUCAUGGGUCCUUUGCAUGGGCUUCCAAUAAGUUUAAAGGACUCCUUCAACGUCCGCGGCGUCCAAGCAACCCUCGGCUACGUCUCGUUCAUUCCACGGCCCCCAUCAGCAACCAACUCAGCCUUGGUCGACGUUCUCCAUGAACUGGGGGCAGUAUUCUACGUGAAAACAAACCUCCCCCAAACAAUGAUGACAGCAGACUCGCACAACAACAUCUUCGGCCGCACUCUGAACCCUAACAACCUCUCCCACACAGCCGGCGGCUCCACGGGUGGUGAAGGCGCCCUGCUCGCCAUGAAAGGAAGCGUCUUGGGCGUCGCUACCGAUAUCGCGGGCUCGAACCGCAUCCCCGCUAUAUGCUGCGGCGGAUCCUCAUUGAAGCCGACUGCGGGUCGCGUUCCCUUCGCCGGUGGCGUGGCAGUAGGGAGACUCGGAAGCCCCGGGUCAAUACCCGUGGUGAUUGGUCCUUGUGGUCGUUCAACGCGUGAUUACGAAUUGUUCAUGAAGAGCGUGGUGAGCGCACGACCGUACCGUUUCGAUGAGAACUGCCUCAAUGUGCCGUGGCGGAGUGUAGUCUCGCCUUUGGGUGGCAACAAACCCCUCCGCUUCGGUCUGAUCCGUGGCUGUAAAGAACGGCCGCUUCAUCCCCCUAUCGCGCGCGGUCUGCAUACCACUGCUAUGAAACUCAAAGCAGCAGGUCAUGAAAUUGUUUUGCUAGACGACAAGAUACCAAAUCUGUACCAUACAACGAUGCUAGCGUGGAAGUUCUUUAUGCUUGAUCCAAAGAAAACUCCCUUCCAAUUCAUCAAAGAUAGCGGGGAGCCAAUGGUACCCAGUCUAUCUACAAUGUCGUUUCCGGAAUUGGAAGGGUGGCAGGCGACGUUGGACGAGUUGUGGGAUAUGAAUGUCGAGAAAGCCAAGAUUGUCAAAAAGUUUCAUCAAUUGGUAGUUGGUGAUGUUAGUGUGAAGGAGGAGGGACUCGACGCCAUUUUAAUGCCUGGGUACCAGGGUGUGGCGCCCAAACACGAUACGUAUGGUCUACCGAUUUAUACGGUGGUGGUGAAUCUGUUGAAUUGGCCGAGUGGGAUAUUGCGCGUGGGUAAGGCGGAGAAGGAAAAGGAUGCGGAGUUUACGAAAGAGGGAGUGAAGUUUGAACCACCUUAUGACGCGAAUGACUGUGAGGGUUUGCCGACGCACGUGCAGGUUGUGGGGAAGAGUAUGAUGGACGAGGAGUUGGUGGAGGUUAUGAAGAUUGUUGAGGGCGUGUUGAGAGACUAGCCAGACGGCAGUCUCCAAGGUAUCUCUUUUUCCUCAUUGCUUAUCCAACAAGCAACAACAGGGUGCUGAUCUCUGGAAAUACCCAAGAGAAUCGUCGAUGAUGCGGACUUUUAGCAUGAGAGUAUCUUGGGUGUUUAUUACUCGUGGGUGAAAGUGUGCUAUGUGGUGAUGGACCUUUGAACCAUUUUGGAGACACCGAGUUUUUCACAAUCGUGGUAUAUCACAAUGUGGAGGCGUCCACGUUCCUUUGGAUGAUUAUGCAUGCUCGACUCAUGCCUCGCAUUCAGUCGUUCUUCCGCGCAUGUACAGGCGACAUGCGGGGUUGGUAACACAACAUAAGCAGAGCCAAG
Messenger RNA from Alternaria alternata, 2229 nucleotides. RefSeq names its product amidase. The record is from RefSeq and is a predicted model, not a curated record. NCBI's taxonomy places the organism in Eukaryota, Fungi, Ascomycota, Dothideomycetes, Pleosporales, Pleosporaceae. The coding region runs from base 209 to 1879 and encodes 556 amino acids. The transcript has 3 exons.